GUGGAGGUGAGCAGGGUGUAGUCUUUCUGACGCAGGUGUCUCGGUGGAUGUGUUGUUUUCUGUCUCCUAGAACAACCAGGUAACCAUUAACCUUCACAGGUCAGAAUCUGAAGACAAGAAUCAUGGUGGUGACGAUAAAAGUAGAAUACUGCGGCGGAUGAGGCUACGAGCCUCGCUUCCAGGAGCUGAAGCGGGGCAUCUGCGCCAGGUUUCCUGAUGCUGAGGUGUCAGGCUUCGUGGGCCGCAGAGGAAGUUUUGAAGUACAAGUCAAUGAACAUCUGGUCUUCUCAAAAUUAGAAGCAGGAGGUUUCCCUUAUGAAGAGGAUAUUAUGGAGGCCGUUGUUAAAGCUAAGGACGGAAAGCCUGAAAAGAUCACCAGAAGCCGUAAAGAGUGCAUCAUCCUGUAAUGCCCAUUACCAUCUCCUCUGUCCGAUCCACACGAGCAUCUUAAUGCUCUAUUGCAGAAAAUGGUUUAAUUGUUUUUGAAGCUCUUCACUCGUCUCCUUUAUCACUCUAGUUUUUUGGACGUCAAUGAUUGCCGUAGCUCAAAGUUCAAGAGUUAUGGUAUGAAGCUUUAGUCCAGAAAACUCUGAACCCAAAAUAAAGUAAUAAAGAAGAUAGUGAAGAGAAGAGUACUUUUUUCAUUUUAUUUAAUGGUUAGUUUAUUCAAGACAUAUGAGGCACACCUAGUCUUAUUCUGAUACCUAAAACUUAUAUUUAUUGAGUAGAAUUUCAAAGAUAAAGUUACAGAAUGAUUUUUAGUGGAUAAAAAGACAAAUAUUGAUAGGGUAAUUGCUAAGUAACUGGUAAAAUUACUUAAUUUGGGAAAGUUUUUCUUGGAGUACUGAAACUGUUGAUUUAACUAGCUCAAAGAUAAUUGUGGUCCACGUAAUGUAAAAAAAAAAAAAAAAUCAAUCAAUAAAUAGUUUCUGAAAAUA
Messenger RNA from Cyprinus carpio (common carp), 938 nucleotides. RefSeq names its product selenoprotein W, 2b (gene selenow2b). Lineage: Eukaryota; Metazoa; Chordata; Actinopteri; Cypriniformes; Cyprinidae. The record is from RefSeq and is a predicted model, not a curated record. Gene Ontology annotation, biological process: negative regulation of apoptotic process; positive regulation of filopodium assembly.